AUGGCCCAGCCAAUCCAGCAGCUUACCACUGACAUGGAAAACACACCUGAAAGGGAGAAGGUCCCCUUCACACUCGUCACCCAUGAGAAGCGUGACAAUGUACCGUAUGAAAAGCGUGUCUACCAGAAGGCCUUCUGGGCAUGUGUCACCAUGCAGAACGAUACGUACGAGCAGAGCAUCUGUGCUGGCUUCAUGAAGCUCAUGAGAUAUAUCUGCCAACAGAAUACACUAGGGAGUUACCUGGGUAUGACCGUGCCAAUAGUGACAGUGGUGCGGACAGACGAGACUCGGACCACACUGUCCAGAGCUGUAACGGUGGCAUACCACCUGCCCUGUCAUCACCAGCACCAGCCCCCUAUGCCUGCUGACCCUAACAUCACCAUAGAGACGUGGCCUUCCACUGUGGCGUACGCCAGGCCUUUCAGUGGUCAGACCAGCGAAAGCUCCAUCCUGAGGGAGAUCAAUGCCUUCUCUGAGGUCCUGGACCCUCUGGAGAUUUCUGUGAGUGAUUCUUUCAUUGUGGCUGGAUACACCAGCCUGGCUGCAACCCACAGACACAACGAAGUCUGGUUCUUGGAGCGCCACUGAAACCUGGAGGAUCCGUUCACCACACAAACUACUUCUAUCUGUGUGGUGGUUUUACACCAGUGAUCAAGUGGGUGCGUGCUAUAUGUUUUAGGUGCAAGGCCAAUAUUAAAGCACAAUGACUCUCCUUUUGCAUAUAUAUUACUCGUUUACAUACAUUUAUUCAGAUAGCAGACACUUUUAUCCAAACUGACAUACAAAUAGUGCAUAAUAGGAAAAAAAUGUACUUACAGUCCUUGAUUAUCUGAUGUACUUAUUCGUAUUACACGUGCUGACUGUUCAUCCUCACUCAUCGGAUUAAUCCUGAUUAAAAAUUGAGAAAAAAAAGUUACCUUCUCAGCCAAACACCAUCUUAACACAAACACACAUCAUUUAGUUGUUUGGCAGUGCAUGUAGCCAUUGUUGAAGGCAGCAAUAUUCAGGUACGCAGGUUAAUUCAUUCAUUUUAAUUACUAGAUGAUUAUAAUUUGAGACAAAAAGAGCCUUACUCAAUGCAAUCUGUUAUUUCUAUCAUGUCUUUGUACCAACUUGAUAAACAUCAUUUGUAAAUCUCAGUGCCUGUGUGAUUGCCAGAAUGCAGUUUCUGGACAAAUGCCAGGAUUUACAUUUUAAGUAAAAAGUGACACUAAAUGUUUGUGAAAGAUAUGACUUGUAAUCAAUCACAAUGGUUUG
Molecule: messenger RNA, 1257 nt
Organism: Osmerus eperlanus (European smelt)
Lineage: Eukaryota; Metazoa; Chordata; Actinopteri; Osmeriformes; Osmeridae
Product: heme-binding protein 1-like
Exons: 4
Coding region: 1-588 (195 amino acids)
Molecular function (GO): heme binding
Source: RefSeq, a predicted model, not a curated record